This is a messenger RNA of Calliphora vicina (urban bluebottle blowfly), 851 nucleotides long. RefSeq names its product acanthoscurrin-2-like. Bases 27 to 464 code for a protein of 145 amino acids. The record is from RefSeq and is a predicted model, not a curated record. The transcript has 2 exons. NCBI's taxonomy places the organism in Eukaryota, Metazoa, Arthropoda, Insecta, Diptera, Calliphoridae.
UACUAACAAUUUCCGUCAUUGUUAAGAUGAAGUUCUUGCAAAUAAUAAUUGUAAUGACAGCUUUUUUACUACUGUUGGCCGCUCCAUUGGAGGCUAAAGGUGGCAAAGGCGGCGGCUUAGGUGGCGGUUUAGGCGGCAUGUUAGGAAAAACUCAUACUGGUGGCAAGGGUGGUGGUAAAGGACGUAAAGGAAAUGGUGGUGGUCUGCAGGAACUGCUUGGUGGUGGAGGACACGGGAGCCACGGUGGCAAGGGUGGUGGUAAAGGACGUAAAGGAAAAUAUGAUGGUGGUCUGCAGGAAAUGCUUGGUGGUGGAGGACACGGGAGCCACGGUGGAAAGGGUGGUGGUAAAGGACGUAAAGGAAAAUAUGAUGGGGGUCUGCAAGAACUGUUGGGUGAUGGCGGACAUGAGAGCGGCCGAAGCCAUGGUCACGAUAGAGGAACUGAAAAACUUAUUAUACUUUAAAGUGCUUAUUCAUAAUCAAUUGCCCAAUUCACAAUCAAAGUCGUAGCGUUGUAAGUUGUUUGUGAAAAAUAUUUUUCAAACAAAAUUUUCUGAAACAAAACCAAAAUAUUAUUAAAAAAAAAUUACGACAUACAACGCUACAACACCAAUUGUGAAUUGGGCAAAUAUUUAAAUAAAUCAAAGCUUUAUAAAACGAAUUUUGUAUAGAAACUUUGUUUUAUAAAGCUUUUAUUAAUUUAAAAUAAAAACUGAUUAUGAAUAUGGGAAUGAAAUUUUGAUUAGAAAUUGUGUAAAGUUGGAAAAAUUAAUUAGUUGGAUUGUGUUGUCAUUGCAUUUAAUAGUGUAAGAUAUAAAAUGAAAUGUUUGUAAUAAAGUGAAAUAAAACAA